Gracilinanus agilis (Agile Gracile Mouse Opossum) is the source of this 822-nucleotide messenger RNA. RefSeq names its product gap junction protein beta 3 (gene GJB3). The transcript has a single exon. Gene Ontology annotation, cellular component: connexin complex. Bases 1 to 822 code for a protein of 273 amino acids. Lineage: Eukaryota; Metazoa; Chordata; Mammalia; Didelphimorphia; Didelphidae. Gene Ontology annotation, biological process: cell communication. The record is from RefSeq and is a predicted model, not a curated record.
AUGGACUGGAAGACGCUGCAGGCGCUCCUGAGUGGCGUCAACAAGUACUCCACUGCGUUCGGCCGAAUCUGGCUGUCGGUGGUGUUCGUCUUCCGCUUGCUCGUGUACGUGGUGGCGGCGGAGCGCGUGUGGGGGGACGAGCAGAAGGAUUUUGACUGCAAUACACGCCAGCCAGGCUGCACCAACGUCUGCUACGACCACUUCUUCCCCAUCUCCAACAUCCGCCUGUGGGCGCUGCAGCUCAUCUUCGUCACCUGCCCCUCGCUGCUGGUCAUCAUGCACGUGGCCUACCGGGAGGAGCGGGAGCGGCGGCACCGGGAGAAGCACGGGGACAAAUGCGCCCGGCUCUACGACAACGCCGGCAAGAAGCAUGGCGGGCUCUGGUGGACCUACCUGCUGAGCCUCUUCUUCAAGUUCAUCGUGGAAGUCGUCUUCCUCUACAUUCUACACACGCUGUGGUACGGCUUCUUCAUGCCCCGCCUGGUGCAGUGUGCCGGCGUGAGCCCCUGCCCCAACACCGUGGACUGCUACAUCGCCAGGCCCACUGAGAAGAAGGUCUUCACCUACUUCAUGGUGGGGGCCUCGGCCAUCUGCAUCGUCCUGACCAUCUCUGAGAUCUGCUACCUCAUCUCUCAGAGAAUAUCCCGGAGCUUCUGCCAAAAGAAGCACAAGCGCUCCGCCCUGCACUCCCCUUCCUCCAGCAGGGCGUCCACCUGCCGCUGCCACCAUCUGCUGCCCCACCACGGGGGCGAGGAGGGCAUGGCCCAGGGCAAGGGGGCAGAGGCCCUUCGGGCGUCCGCACCCAACCUGACUCUCAUCUGA